Cataglyphis hispanica is the source of this 2351-nucleotide messenger RNA. RefSeq lists its product as uncharacterized. The record is from RefSeq and is a predicted model, not a curated record. Bases 665 to 2074 code for a protein of 469 amino acids. Gene Ontology annotation, molecular function: nucleic acid binding. The transcript is spliced from 4 exons. NCBI's taxonomy places the organism in Eukaryota, Metazoa, Arthropoda, Insecta, Hymenoptera, Formicidae.
UAAAAAUUAUUAUAUUCACAAUUUAUAGUCAAUAUACAUAUGCGUUAAUGCCACGUGUAUUAGCAUUCAAAAUGUUUCACGUCGUAAAACAAUCGUAUUUGAUUCGCAUAAUACUUAAGAUAUAGGAAAUGAUGAGAAAAGAAUCGCCAAUGUCGAGAAAAAUGUCGAAAGUGCCGAGAAAAGUAUCGGAUAAUUUACGCGCAAAUAACGGCACGUGUCGCACGUGUCGAGCCAAUGAAGUUGGCGCUUUAUCGGAAGGCGACCUAGCAACCGCCUAGCGUCGCUAUAUUGCCGCGCGGGAAGAAUCCGUUACAAACGUCAAUGCAGUGGUGCGAAUGUGUGAUACUAUCGUUGAAAAGAAUCCGCGUUGUUUAAACAUAUAUAUUAAUGGAAAUAUAUGGAAGUUCGCGAGCGAUAACUAUAGAAAACGUCGCUUAUGUAAAACAGAUCGCGUCGGGAGUGCCGAUCAAAUACUGAACGUUUGCCGUUAAAUAAUUGAACUUUUGGUAAUUAAAUUUUCGCGAGUGUGUGUCUUGUGAAAUCUGGAUGAAUUCGACACAAAGAAGUUGGCAGAAUGACAGCCUUUCAUUGACAGCUGGCAUUGUAGUGAGUCACAACGAUUGUAAUCCAUUGCGGUCAUAAACAUCUCUUUCUACGAAUACUAAUGAACGGCUGCUGCGAAUUGGGAAGGAAGUACAGCAAGAAUGCAGCAUCCGUGCAAGGAGAAGCGAAAUUACAAUCUCACCCUAAGCCGAUCCAUAGCAGUCAGAAGCUCAUAAUUAUUAACUUACACAAAAAAUUGAAGAAAGACAAUCCACACAUAUUAAAUAAUGAUGCUAUUACUCAAUUAGCAGAACAGACGGGUAUUGGUAUUUCCAGCAUAAAAAAAACAUUGUUGGAGUAUAAGCAUACUGGCGCGGUUACAUCUCCAAAUAAAAAAAAACAUCGCCUAACUUUUAAAGAGAAAGUCGACGAAUUUGACAAGAGUGCUAUUCGAAGAAAAGUGCACGAAUUUUAUAUUAAUAGAGAUUUACCAACGUUCAGCAAAGUUCUACAAGCCGUAAACAUUGACGAAGAUCUCCCAAACUUUAAACGAUCGAUCUUUCACUUAUUGUUAAAGGAAUUAAAUUUUACAUAUACUACCCAAUCCCACGAUAGUAUCUUGAUAGAGAAAGAAGAUUUCAUUAUUUGGAGGAGAAACUACCUGAGGACUAUAAAAAGAUACCGAGAAGAAGGUCGGCAAAUUUAUUAUCUAGACGAGACUUGGAUUAACACCGAUGACAUCACGAAUAAUAGAGUUUGGAUGGAUGAAACAAUUAAAUCCGAAAAGAACACAUUUUCCCGAAGGUUGACUACGGGGUCAGCUAAUCCAAACGGAAAAGGCAAACGACUAAUUGUUCUCCAUAUUGGUAGUGCUGCUGGUUUCGUUCCUGGCGGACUUUUAUAUUUCGAAUCGACGAAACAUACAAGGGAUUAUCACGAUGAAAUGAACAGCGACACAUUUCACGAAUGGUUCAAGAAUAUUUUACCAUCACUAGAUGACAAUGCUGUCAUUGUUAUGGACAAUGCUCCGUAUCAUUCUGUGAAACUAGAAAAACUGCCGAAUAUUUCUUGGAAAAAAACCGAAAUAAUAAAAUGGUUAGAAGAUAAAGGAAAAGAAAUAUCAGAGGCUAUGGUAAAGGCCGAACUCUUGCAAAUUGUUGCAUUACAAAAAAAUAGGUUUGACAAAUAUGUCAUAGACGAAAUAGCAAAGCAGGACAAUAAAACAGUUGUCAGAUUACCUCCAUAUCAUUGCGAACUUAAUCCGAUCCAAAUGGUAUGGUCAAUGGUUAAAGAAUACAUUACAAGUUAUAACAAUACUUUUGAAAUUCAAGAUCUCAAACUAUUAUUGGAACAAGGUAUUAGUCGAGUGACAGCUGAACAUUGGAGUAAUUUUAUUAAGCAAGUUAGAGAUGAAGAAAAAAAGAUGUGGGAGAUCGACUAUAUAAUUGAUAGCAUGAUUGACGGGACAUCUCCGUUAAUAAUUAAUGUCAAAGACGAAAUAAAUUUUGAAACCUCUGAUAGCGAUUAUUAAUUCUGUAUGUCAAUCUGUAUAUAUAAAAUAUCAUUACAGUGUUUCAUUCUAUGUAAUAUUAUAAUUUUAUAUCAUCUUCGUAUAUUUUAUUAUUUUAUUAUUUAUUAUUUAUUUUAUAUUCUAUUAUUACUUAUUUUAUACAGAUAUUAUUACUUCGAUCACAUAUUUAUUACUUAUUUCGUAUUUCAUAUUCUGCUGACUUAUCUCAAAAAAAAUAAUAUUUUUCAAAAGAAUAAAUCUUACAAGUCUACCAAAAUAAAUAUAUAUUUGAUACCAA